This is a messenger RNA of Hylaeus volcanicus, 6776 nucleotides long. It is a transcript of the gene mbc, whose product is annotated as dedicator of cytokinesis protein 1. Lineage: Eukaryota; Metazoa; Arthropoda; Insecta; Hymenoptera; Colletidae. Gene Ontology annotation, molecular function: guanyl-nucleotide exchange factor activity; small GTPase binding. The transcript has 16 exons. The record is from RefSeq and is a predicted model, not a curated record. The coding region runs from base 195 to 6167 and encodes 1990 amino acids. Gene Ontology annotation, biological process: cell migration; small GTPase-mediated signal transduction. Gene Ontology annotation, cellular component: plasma membrane; cytoplasm.
UAUUUAGCUUCGUUCGUGUUGGUCCGUGUUCUCGUCAUCUCUGUGAUGAUAUUGAGCAGUAGCAUCGUGUUUCGCAUUACAGUUGUGUUAGAUGUCAAGAUAAAAAUCGUAUUUUGCUCGCACGCCAAAUGUGCGAAAUCGAAAUGUAAUUAGUGUACAUAUAUUGUUAUAGCAAGUUUUCAAUUAAACGAACAAUGGAAUGGGUGCAGGUUAAAGAACAUCCAGGAAUAGCCAUUCAUAAUUUUACACAUGGGACCCCCUAUACUCUGCCAUUAACAGUUGGGGAAGUGAUAUAUAUAUCACAGGAGUGUGGAGAUUGGUACUAUGGACGUAGUAAAUGUAAAGGGGUCAGUGGGAUAUUUCCUAAAUCCUAUAUACACAUGCAACAGUCUAUAAAUACGGACUGUUUGAUACAUGAAAUCACUAAUGUUUUGAGAGAAUGGGGACAUCAUUGGAAGCAUCUAUACGUGAUACAUUCAGAACAUUUCCAUACAAUGAAACAACAAAUUUUGGAAUUAAUAGGGUACAGGAGCAAAAUUUUAAGUGGCACAUUGACAGUGGAUGAAUUGAAAGACAUGAAACGAUUAGCAACAGCUAGGAUCGAUACUGGUAAUCAAUUAUUGGGCAUGGAUAUGGUUGUUAGAGAUGAUCAAGGAAAUGUUCUUAAUCCAGAAGAAACAAGUACAAUUCGGUUGUAUUAUCAUCAUGAAACAGCUGCGGAAAGGAUAAGAAAGGCAGCAAAUGAUACAAAAAAGAAGCCUUCGAAACCACAAACACCUGUAUACUCGCAUAUCUUCUUUGUUAGUGUAAGGAAUUUUGUAUGCAAAAUGGCAGAAGAUGUAGAAUUAUUACUGACUUUAUACGAUGGCCGUGAAAUGAAAGCAAUCACAGAAAACUACGUAGUAUCAUGGAGUAAGGAGGGACUUGCUCGAGACAUAGAUCAACUUCACAACCUCCGAGUUUUAUUUACCGAUCUUGGCUCUCGAGAUUUAGCCAGGGACAAAGUUUAUUUAGCUUGUUAUGUAAUUAGGGUAGGUGGUAUGGAAGCUAAAGAUAUUGACCACCGUCGCUCGAGUGUUGCGCAAAAUAAUCAAAAAGCGAAAAGCACUGAAAACAUGAGAAGACCGUUUGGUGUAGCAGCAAUGGACAUUACUUUAUACAUUACUGGCAAACUUGACGGAGAUGUAGAUCAUCAUCAUUUUAUUCCAUUUGUCCAAUGCUGUGAAAAAGAAAGUUUAGAUGGCGUAUUACGUAGAAUUCUUUCUCAAAAAGAAACUAAUGUUCAGAAAAGUGGCAAUGGCGGUAGUAGUAACUCUACUGGUGGUCAAGGGUUGUGGGCUAGUUUAAAAUUACUUAGAGGAGAUCCGAAACAAGUACGCGAUGAAAACCCUCAUUUGGUACUUGGUAAUGUUGCUAUUGCAAGGAAAAUGGGAUUUCCAGAAGUUAUAUUGCCAGGUGAUGUGAGGAAUGAUUUAUACCUCACGUUAAUUAGCGGUGAAUUUAAUAAAGGAUCGAAAUCUACGGAUAAAAAUGUUGAAGUUACGGUUAAAGUAUGCAAUGAAUCUGGUAUACCCAUACCAGGUGUUAUGACACUGGGUGGCGGAGCCUCGCCGAUCGACGAAUACCGUAGCGUUAUUUAUUACCACGAGGAUAAACCUAGAUGGUGUGAAACAUUUAAGAUUGCUAUUCCUAUUGAAGAGUUUAAGCAAGCCCAUUUAAAAUUCACAUUCAAGCAUCGCAGUUCGAAUGAAGCAAAAGACAAAUCCGAGAAACCUUUUGCUUUAAGUUAUGUAAAAUUGAUGCAACGUAAUGGGACUACAUUGCAAGAUAUACAACACGAACUACUAGUCUAUAAAUUAGAUCAGAAAAAAUAUGAAGAAACUGAUAUUUCGUAUUUGAAACUGCCAUCAACGAAGGGGGAAUUGGUUGAAUUAAAUAUUGAGAAAAAACCAACAUUGGGGGCACUUACUCUAAGUUCUAAAGAUAAUUUUUUGAUAGCAACCAAUAUUUGUUCGACAAAACUUACACAAAAUGUAGACUUACUAGGCUUAUUAAACUGGGGAUCGCAUAACACUUUAAAAGAAUCUUUAAUUGCUUUAAUGAAAGUCGAUGGCGAAGAAGUAGUUAAAUUUUUACAGGACGUUUUGGAUGCUUUGUUUAAUAUAUUAAUGAGUAAUUCGGAUAGUGAUUUUUAUGAUGAUAUGGUAUUUGAAUGUCUAUUGUAUAUUAUUGGCCUUGUAUCUGAUAGAAAAUAUCAGCACUUUCAACCAGUAUUAGAUUUAUAUAUUUCCGAGAGUUUCUCAGCGACACUCGCUUACAAAAAGUUGAUUGCAGUAUUACGUAAACGUAUAGAUAAUGCCACUAAUAACGACGGACAAGAGCGUGAUAUACUUCUUAAGACAAUGAAAAGUCUCCAAUAUUGCAUGAGAUUCAUUGUCGAAUCUCGUCUUUUAUUCACUGAGCUGAAUCAAGACGAAGAAGAAUUUUCUCAAACCUUAACAGAAUUAUUGAAAUCUAUUGUUGAACUCAUGAGGCACGAAACAGACAGUACCUUAUUAGUUCAAGGAGCUUGCCUUAAAUAUUUACCAACUACCAUACCUCACUUGUUGCGAGUGUAUAGUGGUAAACAGUUGAGCACAAUUUUGACUGACUUAUUAGUUACCUUACCAGCAGGAAGAUUGACUAAACAAAAAAUGAUGACGGUGAACGACAUUGUUCAUAGUCCUUUGUUUCUAAAUGCAGAGUGUAGAGCAAUUCUGCUUCCUAGGAUUACUAUUUUGGUUCGAGAUUUACUGGAAGCUAAAGAGGAGGGGCUGUCAAGUACGCCUGGAAAAAGCGUGGCGAAGGUAGCCAGGCUGCUCGGCGAAAAUCGACAUCGACUCAACCAGCACCGCGGCUAUUCUGAAGAGGUAGAAUUAUGUGUCAAGAUUUUGUCUGAUAUCUUGGAAUUAACGUUUAGAAAAGAUAUAGGAAGUACAAUGCAAGAUGUGAAAGAAAUAAUGCUUACAGCCCUGAGGACUAUAAUACAGACUGUUAUAUCAAUGGAUAGGGAAAAUCCAUUGGUUGGCAAUUUAGUUUCAGUUAUGUUAGCAAUAUUCAGACAAAUGACACAACACCAUUAUGAGAUUUAUAUAAAUCACUUUGGAACUAAAUUCGACUUGCUCGAUUACCUGAUGGAGAUAUUGUUAGUAUUCAAGGAUUUAGUUUCAAAGAGCGUGUUCCCGGGGGACUGGUGCGAUAUGAUUAUGCUCCAGAGCAGUAUCAUUUUAAAAUCCCUCCGUUAUUUUUCGGGUACCAUUAGGGAUUAUUUUUUUACUGACUUCGAACAACAAGCGUGGUCUAACUUUUUCCACUGUGCAAUUGCAUUUUUGACUCAACCUGUUUUACAAUUAGAGACGUUCACACCAUCGAAACGCAACCGCAUUGUUUCGCGUUACAAUGAUAUGCGCAGGGAGACAGCGUUCGAAAUACGAUCCAUGUGGUUCAAUCUAGGGCAACAUAAGAUAUUGUUUGUUCCUGCUUUGGUUGGGGCUAUAUUAGAAAUGGCUCUAAUUCCGGAAAGCGAAUUGAGGAAAGCAACCAUACCUAUAUUUUUUGAUAUGAUGCAGUGCGAAUAUUAUAGUUCACGCAUUGUCGAAGGAUAUGGCGAUACAAAAAGAGAUCCUGCCCAUAUAAAAGCCAAUUUUACGGAAUAUGAAAAUGAAAUGAUUGCAAAAUUAGAUAUUUUGGUCGAGGGAGGAAGAGGUGACGAACAAUUCCGUUUACUUUGGAUUCAAGUAAUGGGCAAUCUUUGUGAGAAACACUCGACUAUGCGGGAACAAGGAUUACGUUUCGUUGAUACAGUUGCUAAACUUAUGGAACGGCUAUUGCAAUAUCGUGAUAUUAUUCAUGCUGAGUCUCAGGAACAUAGAAUGUUGUGUAUUGUAAACUUGCUAGAAUUUUACUCUGAAAUAAAUAGAAAGGAAAUGUAUAUCAGAUAUGUAAACAAGCUUUGCGAAUUGCAUUUGGAAUGCGACAAUUAUACGGAAGCAGCAUAUUCUCUGAAACUUCACAGUCAAUUAUUAGCUUGGAGUGAUCAACCGUUGCCACCACUUUUAAGGUCACAUAGAUAUUUAUUAUGUCAAACGCAUCGUGAAUUGAAAGAAGCGCUGUACAACGAUAUGAUCAAAUACUUUGAUAAGGGUAAAAUGUGGGAAUGUGCACUCGCAGUAUGCAAAGAAUUAGUUGCACAAUACGAAGAAGAAACAUUUGAUUAUUCACAACUUUCCGUGCUGUUAACACGCAUGGCUAAGUUUUAUGAUUCCAUAGUAAAGCAAUUAAGACCCGAGCCUGAAUAUUUUAGAGUUGCAUACUACGGCCGAGGACAUCCUGCCUUUUUACAGAAUAAGGUAUUCAUUUAUCGAGGAAAGGAAUACGAACACCUCAGUGACUUUUGCUCGCGAACUUUGAAUCAAUUACCAAAUGCAGAGCAAAUGUAUAAAUUAUCGCCUCCUACACCAGAAAUAUUAGAAUCCAACCAUCAAUACGUCCAAAUUAACAAAGUAGACCCGUUGAUGGAUGAAAAAAGACAUCGACUCAGUGGGAAACCUAUAACAGCAGAAGCGGUAUUAAGGUAUCACCGAGUGAACGAUGUUCAGCGUUUCCGAUUUUCGAGACCAGCGCCAAAGAAAGAUUUAAUCUCGGCUAUGAUAAAUUCUGGCGACAAGGAAAAAGAUAAUAAUGAAUUUGCUUCGUUGUGGUUGGAGAGGACAGUUCUAGUCACGAGUCAUCCUUUGCCAGGCAUUCUCAGAUGUUUUCCUGUUACGUCUAGCGAUACCUAUUUGGUCAGUCCUCUUCGUAACGCGAUCGAGACAAUGGAAGCUACGAACACUGCCUUGAGAGAUCUGAUCGUAGCGCAUAAAGCUGAUCAUAGUCUUCCAGUGAAUCCGCUCAGCAUGAAACUUAAUGGCAUAUUGGAUCCAGCGGUGAUGGGUGGUAUAGAUAAUUAUGAGAAAGCCUUUCUUAAUCCUGAAUACAGGAAUUCUCAUCCGGAAGAAAGUUCCGAUCUUCUGAAAUUAGAAGGGUUAAUUGCUGAACAAAUUCCGUUGUUGGGUGUCGGUGUGCAAGUUCACAAAGCUUGCGCUCCCCCUCAAUUAACGCUGCUUCAUCAACGUUUGGAGCAAUGUUAUGCUACAAUGCGAUCCCAAGUGGAGUCGAAAUAUGGAAAGAGAACAUGUGAUUUGCAAAUUGAGACAUUGACUCAAACUGUUACAAUGCGAAGACCACAGCCAUCGAGAGGCGACAAUCAUCGUUUAUCCGAAUCGAAUAUAAUAAAUUCAGACUGUGGAACUCACUCCAGGGUAUCCUCUCUUACAAGAUCCCAAGUUGCAACGUUCAAGUCGCUCGCAUCAUUCAAUUUUAACAACAGUACACCCUCGUCUGGUGCUCAGAACGUCGGUUUAUCAAGGAACGCGUCAAUACGUUCGCAUAUCUUAUCAACGGCUUCCCUACAAAAGGCAUUGGGAAGUCCUAGUCCAGGAACGAAUAAGAAAAAAGAUUCAAAACGAAGAAGCUCGCGAAAAAGUGAUUCGGCUGCUUCCACAAAAAGUGAUCAACCGACCAGUCAGUGGUACACCACGACCGAAGUAUCGCAUAGUACAUCAACUCCUAUUACUCCAUUGAUAUCCAGUUAUCCUAGUACACCGAUAUUCGAACUUCGUCAGGAGCUAACGCCAAAGCGUCCUCUAAGAUCAGAGGUAGAAAAGGAAAGACGAAUAAGCAAUCGCUUAUCUGGGCAAUCUCAACACUAUUUGAGAAAUGUAAACAAUGGAAUGGAUUCAAGUAGUUUAGGAAAAGGGAACAGGGACAGUAUCGGUACAACAGACAGUACAGCAUCUGAAGACGAUCCACCGCCCCCUUUACCCAUAAAAACACGCGAAGCUGAUUAUUGCAAUCUUCCAGAGGAAUCACCUGUUGCCCAUUGCGGGACAGGUAGUUUGAACAAUUUAAAUCGACCUUUAGGUAAUUGGUCGAAAAACAAGCUUCCAACACCUACAGAUGAUCUUGACGUUCAAACAAAACCACCUACACCGCCGCCAAAACCAAAAAGACCACCAUACAGCUUAAACAAACUUAUGCUUCCUUCUGGCGAUGUAGACAAUUUCAGUCAAGAUCCGUCCGUAACUUGACCCAGAUUACUUGACGAUCACUCAUCUUGCCAGUGUACUGACAAUUCCGUAUAAUAAUGUAUUUAUACAAACCUUAGUCUUGUAGUGCGAAAGUAGAAGUUACCAUUUUACAAUAUUCUUUUCCGUACCUUCGUUUCCUACAUAAAUAAGGAUAUAUCUAUUAACGCUGUAACACCAGCGAAUCAUGUAGGAUCUUAAUAUCUUCACGCAUACAUGAAUAUCAAUUAACCUAAAACUGUGGUAAUAUCAUACAUGUUUGCCUUUAUUCCAUCCAAUUGUGAAACUUUCGAACAAACUAUAUACAUCACUAAUAGACUGGUGACAAAGGUAUAAUAAUUGUAUAUGGAAGCAUGGUUAUAUCGCAAAGGUUUUGAACGAUAUUUUAUAAGUAUAUUUACAAAAUAGGCUUGAGAUUUCCUCAUAUUUCCAAAUAACCAUUUACGUACUACGCGUAUUUAAAGAGCUAAUGCCAUUGACAUCAAAGUCUUUCAUUAGUAAAAGACUUUUUAUCGUGAAACACGAACAUGAAGUAUGCAUAAUAUACUAAUUAGAAGCGGAUAUUACAAUUUUUACUACGUAUUUUUAUAGAUUUUGAUAUUAGGCUUUUAC